CCUCACUGAUUGGCUGACCUCUGAGAUCACCACCAUGCCUCACCUGUUCCUUGCCAGUAAGAUCACCAUGCCGGAGGAGCUCUAUGCCAAAGGGGCCGACAGGAUCCCGAGGAACACCAUGAGGAUCCCAGCGUCCAUCUCUGCUGAGAGGCUGAGGAAAGACGGCCCCGUCGUCGUGACGACACGAAUCCCGCAUGUGAACGAGGUCCAGCUGACGGCGGCCACUGGAGGCGCAGAGAUGUCCUGCUACCGCUGCAUCGUGCCGUUUGCUGUGUUCGUCCUCAUUGCUGGCGUCGUUGUGACGGUUGUGGCCUAUACCUUCAACUCCCAUGGGUCCACCAUCUCCCUGCUGGGACUGGGGAUGCUUUCCACAGGGAUGGGCCUACUUGGAUGCAGUGCCAUCUGCUGGAGGCUUCGACUCAGGAAGAAGAAGGACAAACGAAGGGAGAGUCAGGAUGCCCUCAUGGCCAGCCAGAGAUACUGCAUGGCCUGAUCAUGGUCAAGUGUGGACAUCAAACUCAAAACUCCUUCAUUCAUCGAGCAGAUAUCUAGACUGAAUGUACCACAGCGACACCGAACUGGAUCAUCAGUGUACAGAAAGCUCCUAGCCAGUUUUCUUCAGUCUCAGUGGCUCUAAAGGAGAAGACAGUGCCUCAGUGGACACAAGACAUUCUCUGAUGAGACCAGAAUGUCUGAUGGUCUGAACUGAACUAUCCCAUUAAACUGGUUUAUUCUGACCAAAUAUCUCACAAUCUAAUGCUACGUUUACACCAAACACACUUUCACCAUCAAUUAGGCUUCUGCUGCUUCAUCUCUGAUCCACAUUAAAGUGGCUAUAGAAUGAUUCUAUAGGGUAUCUGGUCCUUCAGGUCUCUAAUAGGCUGAUAGAAUGAUUCUAUUGGGUAUCUGGUCCUUCAGGUCUC
Messenger RNA from Cyprinodon tularosa, 923 nucleotides. RefSeq names its product transmembrane protein 100-like. Gene Ontology annotation, biological process: cellular response to BMP stimulus. The transcript has a single exon. The record is from RefSeq and is a predicted model, not a curated record. Bases 35 to 493 code for a protein of 152 amino acids. NCBI's taxonomy places the organism in Eukaryota, Metazoa, Chordata, Actinopteri, Cyprinodontiformes, Cyprinodontidae.